GUUCUCCAACACAACCCAUGAGAGCUUCAACUUCACUCUUCACACUACUCUGGGUGUCACCACGAAGUUGGUGCUCCCGACACCUGCCAAGCCCAUCCUUCCAGUGCAGACAGGGGAGCAGGCCCAGCAGGAGGAGCAGUCAAGUGGCAUGACCAUUUUCUUCAGCCUUCUCGUCCUAGGGCUUAUGCUUCUCACAGCCAUCUGCAUCAUCCUGGUGCACCUGCUGAUCCGGUACCGACUGCACUUCCUGCCUGAGAGUGUGGCUGUCGUUUCUCUAGGUAUUCUCAUGGGAGCAGUUAUAAAAAUUAUAGAGUUUAAAAAGCUGGCUAAUUGGAAGGAAGAAGAAAUGUUUCGUCCCAACAUGUUUUUCCUUCUCUUGCUCCCACCUAUCAUCUUUGAGUCGGGAUAUUCACUACACAAGGGGAACUUCUUUCAGAACAUCGGCUCUAUCACUCUCUUUGCUGUCUUUGGAACGACCAUCUCUGCUUUUGUAGUAGGUGGAGGAAUUUACUUUCUGGGUCAGGCUGAUGUAAUCUCUAAACUCAACAUGACAGACAGUUUUGCAUUUGGCUCCCUGAUAUCUGCGGUUGACCCAGUAGCCACUAUCGCAAUUUUCAAUGCACUGCACGUGGACCCUGUGCUCAACAUGCUGGUGUUUGGAGAAAGCAUUCUCAACGAUGCAGUCUCCAUUGUCCUAACCAAUACGGCUGAAGGUCUAACAAGAAAGCAUAUGUCAGAUGUCAGUGGGUGGCAAACGUUCUCACAGGCCCUCGGCUACUUCCUCAAAAUGUUCUUCGGCUCUGCGGCACUUGGCACGCUGACUGGCUUGAUUUCCGCAUUGGUGCUGAAGCACAUUGACCUGAGGAAAACGCCUUCCCUGGAGUUUGGCAUGAUGAUCAUUUUUGCUUACCUGCCAUAUGGACUGGCAGAGGGAAUCUCACUCUCAGGCAUCAUGGCUAUCCUGUUUUCUGGUAUUGUGAUGUCACACUAUACACACCAUAACCUCUCUCCAGUCACCCAGAUCCUCAUGCAGCAGACCCUCCGGACUGUGGCCUUCCUGUGUGAAACAUGUGUGUUCGCAUUUCUUGGCCUGUCCAUUUUUAGUUUCCCUCACAAGUUUGAAAUUUCCUUUGUCAUCUGGUGCAUAGUGCUGGUACUGUUCGGCAGAGCCGUCAACAUCUUCCCUCUGUCCUACCUGCUGAACUUCUUCCGAGAUCACAAAAUCACCCCCAAGAUGAUGUUUAUCAUGUGGUUCAGUGGCCUCCGAGGGGCCAUCCCCUAUGCACUGAGCUUGCACCUGGGCCUGGAGUCCAUGGAGAAGCGGCAGCUCAUCGGCACCACCACCAUUGUCAUUGUGCUCUUUACCAUCUUGCUGCUGGGCGGCAGUACCAUGCCCCUCAUCCGCCUUGUGGACAUUGAGGAUGCCCGGGCCCGCCGCAGGAGCAAGAAGGACGUCAACCUCAGCAAGACUGAGAAGAUGGGCAAUGCCAUCGAGUCAGAACAUCUAUCUGAGCUCACCGAGGAGGAAUACGAGGCCCACUACAUCAGACAGCAGGACCUCAAAGGCUUCAUGUGGCUAGAUGCCAAGUACCUGAACCCCUUCUUCACACGGCGGCUGACACAGGAGGACCUCCACCACGGACGCAUCCAGAUGAAAAGCCUCACCAACAAGUGGUAUGAAGAGGUCCGCCAAGGCCCAUCAGGCUCUGAGGACGAUGAGCAGGAGCUGUUCUGAGCCCACAGUGCCCUGGGCCCUGAAGAAGAUGCCUCAUGCAGCCACCUCAGAACACGAGAUGGUAGGUGGAGGGCUAGUGUUAGCUAGGAAGCUUCAGGCCUUCAGAGCGUGCUUCUUCAGGCCGUCUGAAAUGUGACCUGCCCCAGUGUUGUUUUUGGGCCUGCUCAGCUCACACCAUGACUGGACCAUGCCUUCCUCAUAUCUGGAGCAGCUGCCAGCAGGCGAAUCUGCCGUUUGUCCCUGCAUUGUCAAGGUGCCUUGGUGGCGGUGGCAGCAGCCUCUACCUGGUGCCAAGGCUAAGAGUCUUUGAAAGACUCACAGUCCCUGACCUGUGUUCUCAGAGAGAAAGGCUGAAGGACCUUUUUUUUUUUGACAUGGAACUGGCAACUGUCAGCCUGCCUUUGGGCAGGCAGCUGCAGCCCUUUGUGGGCACACUGCAAAUGUUUACACUGGUGUCUGGCAGGGGGUCAGCCUGAGGCUUCCAGGAAAGGUGGUAGCCUGAGUUUGCAGUACUCUCUGAAGAGACAAAGGGGGGUCUCAGACCCUGGAAGCACAGAGUCCUAGGAGGCACCUUUCCCAAGUGUGGGAGCCACCUCCCUAUCCUCUCUGCUCUCCACCACUGCCUCUCCCUCACUCUUGUCCUCUGCCCAAAGGCCUCUUUCUAGAUCCUAUAGUGUGAAGCUCCUUCCACCCAGCUGCUCUUCAGAGCCCAGCCUCUUUUACCAGUUCCUGGAACUUGGGUCCUCUGCCAUCCGUGCCCAGGCCCCAGCUCUCCAAGACACUGGGGCAAUGGCCAGGGCACAGAAGCUCCCCACUCCAGCCACUUGCCACUUGGGAUGCCGGUGACUUUGGGUCACACAAAUAUUCCCAUGCAUGUCUCAGGCUAAGGCGCUGGAUCACACCACAGGCAAUGGUUAUGGCCUGAUGUCCUCACCUGCCCUUUUAUAACGCUGCAGUCUACCCACCCAGGACCCUUUGGCAACAACCCAUGUAGCCCUAGCCUUUCCUGCACCUCAGGUGGCUUAAAUGUUGUAUAUGGCCUUGGCUCACAGUGGGGACACUGGGCCUGAGUGGGCUGGUUACAGGGGUUUCCCACCUCGAGUGCUGUGGCUCUGAUGUUGGAAGACAGCCGGGCCUCUGAGGACCCGCCUCACUGUGCUGCAGCAGGUGGCAGAGUGGGAAGCGUGCAGUUUGCUUCUAUUCAUUAGGUCACUUGCACAGCCAAGAUACGGUCUCGUCCUCUUCCCUGUCUCUCACCUUAACCCUGGAGCUGGAGUCACCCGUGACCUUGUGCAAUUGGGGGCAAGGCUGGGGUCAGGCUGGAUUGUUCUCUUUCCCAGAACUCAUGCUCCAUUUCUGAGAUGGAGGUUGCUUUCCAAGCUCAAUGCUCACCAAGAUUCCGUUUUAAACCUGAAAUUCAUAAAUUAAGGAGUGAAGCAUCAGGGUACCAUUCACUCAGCCCCUUGUCCCCAGGCCUCAUGUCCCUGACACAGCACUCUUGGUCCCCUGCUUUAGCUGGAGCCUAAAGUGAGCUCCCAGGAGCUUGGUGAGAGGGAGGGAGGGCUGCUGCCCCAGCCUUGAGCGCCAGUAAGCACCAGCUCUGCCCUUUCCUGGGGAAUGUGGCCUUAGCACCUGGGAGAGUGCCCAGCCCUCCAGGGCCCAUGGCCAGAGAGCAAAGCAAUGGAGGGCAUUUCUCAGAUGAGAAACAAAUUUCUGCCACCACCACAAGCGUCUCAGACCCGCUUGUAUGCAGUGAUGAAUGUGAAAUGGUAGACGGUGACCCAGCCGUGCUCUAAAUUUCAGGGUUAGGCCAAGGGACAGGCCAGGUCAUAUUUGAGAGUGAGGGGCAUGGGUGCCCUUGGGAAUCUGGCACUUUAGCCAGUGACAGACCCAACCCUGUAGUUGCUGGUGGCCCGUCCCUGCAGUGUGUGAGCCAGUGCUUGGAACCGGUGACUUGCUUUCUGCUGUGCGUGCGAUGGUCACAGGGUUCCUCCAAACAGCCACAUCUAGCAUAUUGAGGUAAAACCUGACGGGCUGAAGGCUUGGUGUGCAGAUCCCUUUCUGUGCAAUUGAAUGCCAAGAGACUGAGCAGAAAGCCUUCUUAAAGCCCACCCUAAGAACUACCAGGUCCACAUGCCCAUGGUAGGUUCUGGGCUGGGUGGCCGCUGCCCAGACCUUCCCCCCUUAGCUACAGAGGUACAUAAUUGACUCCGUAUUGGUAAUUUCCCACUAUAGAGGUCAGCUGUUCCUGGCUCCCAAGUGAGGAAAAAUUCAGUAGCUGGCUACCACCCAUGAGGCUUCCAAGAUGCCACAUCGGGACAGGAGCCCUCCCCAAUUCUCUCAAAAAUAGCAGCUUGAUCUCUCUGCUGGCUGGUGCCCAGGAAACCAGGUACAAGCAGCAGUGGCAAAUCACUGGGUUCUCUCAGGGCCCUGGAGUCAAGCUGUGUUAGCUGAAACCACAUGGCGGGAGGGCCUCCAGGUGACCCUGCCUUCCCACCUGUCCACCCAGUUUCAGAGAGAGGAGGUGCUACGGCCCCUCACCCAGGCACAGUCAUGUGCAGUGGUUGUAGGACAGGCCACCCUUGGUGGCUGUGGCCCUGCUCUAGAACCAUGGUAACACAGGCUGGAGACUGGUGGAGUCCUCCUGCUUCCACCAGGGGAGAGGCUGAAGACUCUCUUCGCAAGCCCGGGUUCCUUUCUUUGACAGUGGAAGGUUUUGGAGGCUCUAGUUCUCUGUUGUGAUUUUAGGAGGCUGGCUAGGAGCCAUCUGUGUAAGGUCCCGGGGACCAGAGCACGAGGGAAGUGUGUCCCUCUUCUGGAGCUACCCUUGCCUGCCUGCCUGCCUGCCUGCCUCCCUCUCUCCCACUAGACACUGAAUGGGAGGUCACAUCACUGGAUAGCUAGAAAUAAAAUGCUGUGGAAUCAGA
Molecule: messenger RNA, 4662 nt
Organism: Cricetulus griseus (Chinese hamster)
Lineage: Eukaryota; Metazoa; Chordata; Mammalia; Rodentia; Cricetidae
Source: RefSeq, a predicted model, not a curated record